CCUCCUUUUUUCUGUAAAUGUUUUCCAAAAUCUUUGCCUCCUGUGAAGAAUAGUGUGAAGAAUAUUUUGCUGACAGUUAAUUCAAUUUUAACCUGGCAUUUUCAAAAUUAUACUCAACGUUACAUCACCUUGUUUAAUGGAUAGUUGAACCAUCCAUCAAUGAUAAUAUCAUUAGUUACAUUUACCUCUGUUCAUAUUUAACUGUAAAAUCACUGGAAAGUAAAGUCUCAUGUUGAUCAAAUACCGAAUAACUUUACCAUUUAUUGUCACAUUGUGUUUUGCCAAAUGUAUUAUUGGAACGCAAAGUGGAUGGUAUUUUCCUCCAUUUGAUGGUGAUAAACUUCAACGUAAAUCUCGAGGUCAUGGUUAUCAUUAUUCAACGACACCAAAUGGACCAAAUGGACAAGAUCAAGAAACAAGCUUUUCAAAUGAAAAUUAUCAAUCUAAUUCAAUUUUAAGUUCAAUGGAGAGGAUUAAAAGCAUUGCUGAUUAUCAAUCGAAUCAGCUUUCUCAGGCAACAACAAAGGCAAAUGAAGUUGAAUACAGACUUGCUGCAGCGGUUGAUCUGACCCGGCGACAUCGAAUGCACUUUUUUUAUGGACUAAUGUUGCAGUCAUAUAAUUAUAUCAAAGAUUUACGAGUAAAGGGACAAAAAAUGGUCAAAGACAUUCGUAAACAGAUUAAUAGAUUAACUCGCCUAUCCCGUAAGGCAAGCAACAAGAAGUACAAGUUAAAUAGCCAAAUGGAGGAGAUGGAGAAGCUUAUGAUUUCAUCUAAUGAGCUUGAAAAUAAAAUUAACCAUUCUGUGGACGAGUUUAAUGAUAUACUUGAAGAUUUCAUGACUGAAGUCUAUAAAAAGAAAUCUCGAAAUUUCGAGUCUAAUCAAGACUAUCCAGUGCAACAGAGGAUUACCUGGGAAUAAUUGAAAGUGGAUUAUGCCGUGCGGACUAUUGUUAAAAAAGAGCUGCUCUUGAUAACCAACUUGGAUCAAUCUUUUAAAAUGUAAAAUGAAACGGAAUCACUUCAAAUAUUCAACCAUUUGGUGCAUCAGUGAAGUUUGUACAAAGAUAAUCAUUUUAACUGACACAUUUAUAUCAAUGAUGAUCAAACUUUCAGUUGGUAAUCGACCAACUUGAUUUUCAAUGGUUUAGUGUCAACAUUUCACAUCUUGUAUUAUAUUGUGCCAAUUGUGAAAAUAUGAUAUACGUUGCUGUUCAAAAGGCAAAUAAAGUGAAAGAGUCUUGGUUUA
Tetranychus urticae (two-spotted spider mite) is the source of this 1249-nucleotide messenger RNA. RefSeq lists its product as uncharacterized. The record is from RefSeq and is a predicted model, not a curated record. NCBI's taxonomy places the organism in Eukaryota, Metazoa, Arthropoda, Arachnida, Trombidiformes, Tetranychidae.